Messenger RNA from Zea mays, 1291 nucleotides. RefSeq names its product protein PEROXIN-4. The transcript is spliced from 6 exons. Lineage: Eukaryota; Viridiplantae; Streptophyta; Magnoliopsida; Poales; Poaceae. The coding region runs from base 384 to 800 and encodes 138 amino acids. The record is from RefSeq and is a predicted model, not a curated record.
UGAUCGACCCAAGUCAAAUAGCCUAUCAAAGGUAAACAACUAAAGAAGUAUAGCACCCACCCGUACCUAUUGGACAGGCAACGUCCUCAUCUUCAUCUCCCAGGUUUUCCCCUCCAAUCACCCCCAGGUCUUCCUCUCGCGAGUUGCGGUCUCGCGCCCCCCUCCGCCGACCGCCGCCUCCUCACAACCGCGGAAGCUGCUUCCCUCUCCAUUGGACGCGGCCAGCUUCCAUCUCUCGGUCACCUCCCUCUACAUCCCACGGCCGCUACCACCUUUCCUCUACCUCACACGGCCGCCGGCCUCUCCAAGGUCUGCACACGCAUUCAGCGACGCAUUUGCCUAUAUCAGCACUGUGGUCAUAACUCUAGUAGAGAAAGGAGAAGAUGCAGGCAUCUAGGGCAAGGCUUUUCAAGGAGUACAAGGAGGUACAACGAGAGAAGUCAGCUGACCCUGAUAUCCAGUUAAUAUGUGAUGAUUCCAACAUAUUCAAGUGGACUGCUCUUAUCAAGGGCCCUUCUGAAACACCUUAUGAAGGUGGUGUGUUUCAACUUGCGUUCGCAAUUCCAGAGCAGUAUCCUCUACUGCCUCCUCAAGUUCGAUUUUUAACCAAAAUUUUCCACCCAAAUGUGCAUUUCAAGACAGGUGAAAUUUGUCUUGAUAUAUUGAAGAAUGCAUGGAGCCCUGCAUGGACCCUUCAGUCUGUUUGUAGAGCGAUAAUUGCUCUGAUGGCCCAUCCUGAACCAGACAGCCCACUUAACUGUGAUUCAGGACAUAUAAGAAAUAUUAAGCUAUUGCUGUAAUGGAGACCUGAGAAUACAUCUCAAGUAUCAGGACUCAGGAGUCAGGAGUGACAUCGCAGCAUGGGAACCACUCUUUACUCUUAAGGUGGUAGCCAAAAGAAGAAGAAAAAAGUCAUUCCGAGUUAUCAAAUGUAGUAGCAGAACUGUUGUGCUACAGCACAGCUAGAUUUGAAGGAGCAGUUGCAUCACUAUUUUGUAAUUCAACUAGCUGUUGUAACUUCUAGAUCUAAUUACACUACAGACAAACCCAGUGUUAGCGUCUCCCACAUGAGUGGAGUCUGGAGAAGGAACAACCGAGGCAAGCUUUACUCCCGCAUUUUUGCAGAGAGGCUGUGUCAAACCCAGGACCUUUGGCUCAGUGGAAAGGCUUAUCACCACUGUGCCUGAUCUGUCCAUCUAAUUAAUCUACAUCGUUACAAUAUGGCCCCUACCAAAAUAAGCGACGCUGGUCUUUCUCAUUUUCCAUUCAAUUGAUAUGUUUGUUAUCUUUA